Messenger RNA from Capra hircus (goat), 957 nucleotides. RefSeq names its product 2'-5'-oligoadenylate synthase 2-like. The record is from RefSeq and is a predicted model, not a curated record. NCBI's taxonomy places the organism in Eukaryota, Metazoa, Chordata, Mammalia, Artiodactyla, Bovidae. The coding region runs from base 143 to 571 and encodes 142 amino acids. Gene Ontology annotation, cellular component: nucleoplasm; membrane; cytosol. The transcript has 2 exons. Gene Ontology annotation, biological process: defense response to virus; regulation of ribonuclease activity; negative regulation of viral genome replication. Gene Ontology annotation, molecular function: 2'-5'-oligoadenylate synthetase activity; double-stranded RNA binding.
GCGGCCCUUCUCAGGCCCCAGCAGACCGGUCCCCCCCAGGGCUGAGUCUCGUGACUCGGUUGUUCUGCUGUGGCCGCAGCAUCCUUCGGUGCACCUUCUUGCUACGCGCGUGUCACCUCCCUGCUUUAACCGCUAUCGUCUGAUGUUUCCACUCUUCCCUCAGUGUGAAAGCAAGUUGAAGCAAAAGGGGUCUCUGCCCCCUAAGUACGCCUUGGAGCUGCUCACCAUCUACGCCUGGGAGAUGGGGAGUGGGGCACAGGAUUUUGACACGGCUGAAGGUUUCCGGACUGUCCUGGAGUUGGUCAUACAAUAUCAGCAUCUCUGUGUCUUCUGGACGGUCAACUACAGUUUUGAUGAUGAGAUUCUGAGGAACUUCCUCCUGACCCAGAUCCAGAGAACCAGGCCUGUGAUCUUGGACCCAGCCGAUCCUACUGGCGACGUGGGUGGAGGGGACCGUUGGUGUUGGCAUCUUCUAGCAAAAGAAGCGACUGAAUGGUUGUCUUCUCUCUGCUUCAAAGAUAAGUCGGGAUGUCCCAUACAACCGUGGAAAGUGCCCAGGAAAGUCAUCUAAAGAAGUGUCGUCUGGAGAUUACCCCGGGAUGGGCUUCCAUCCAAGAGCUUCCUCUGCUCUAGGAACUUGAGAUUCACUCAGCCACACAUUACAGAUAGCCCAACACAGGCGCUUAAACGAUUGGCUUUUUUUGGUGCCAUUUGAUGAAAUCCUAAGGCGGGCAAUACAGGACUCACUCAACAGCUCCAUCAGGCUUUCCCCGGGAGCAGAUUGUCUCCACCGUGACUGUUGGUAUUCGGGCCUGGAUAGUUCUUCAUGGUGUAAGCAGUGUAAGAUGUUGAGUAGCAGCCCCUGGUUCCCUACCCAGGAGAUGCGGGCGUACCACCCCGAGGGCAAUAGUCAAAAACAUCUCCAGGGAUUUCCCUGUUAAGAGUCUGCCUUGCAGU